AUGGCCAAAUCCGCCAUGCCCCACGUCUUUUCUGAGUUCAAUCUCGCCAUACACUCACUUACCGCCUACAUCACCCGAGUUCAGUCUCGUCAUACCCUACCUACCGCCAACACCACCCGAGUUCAGUCUUGUCAUACCCUAUCUACCCCUACACCACCCGAGUUCAGUCUCGUCACACCCCAUCUACCCCCAACACCACCUGAGUUCAGUCUCGUCACACCCUAUCUACCGCCAACACCACCCGAGUUCAGUCUCGUCACACCCUAUCUACCGCCAACACCACCCGAGUUCAGUCUCGUCACACCCCAUCUACCGCCAACACCACCCGAGUUCAGUCUCGUCACACCCUAUCUACCGCCAACACCACCCGAGUUCAGUCUCGUCACACCCCAUCUACCGCCAACACCACCCGAGUUCAGUCUCGUCAUACCCUAUCUACCGCCUACACCACCGAAGUUCAGUCUUGUCAUACCCUAUCUACCGCCAACACCACCCGAGUUCAGUCUCGUCACUCCCUAUCUACCGCCUACACCACCCGAGUACAGUCUCGUCACACCCCAUCUACCCCCAACACCACCCGAGUUCAGUCUCGUCACAUCCCAUCUACCGCCUACACCACCCGAGUACAUUCUCGUCACACCCCAUCUACCGCCUACACCACCCGAGUUCAGUCUCGUCACACCCCAUCUACCCCCAACACCACCCGAGUUCAGUCUCGUCACACCCCAUCUACCGCCUACACCACCCGAGUACAUUCUCGUCACACCCCAUCUACCGCCUACACCACCCGAGUUCAGUCUCGUCACACCCCAUCUACCCCCAACACCACCCGAGUUCAGUCUCGUCACACCCCAUCUACCGCCUACACCACCCGAGUACAUUCUCGUCACACCCCAUCUACCCCCAACACCAACCGAGUUCAGUCUCGUCACACCCCAUCUACCGCCUACACCACCCGAGUUCAGUCUUGUCAUACCCUAUCUACCGCCAACACCACCCGAGUUCAGUCUCGUCAUACCCCAUCUACCGCCAACACCACCUGAGUUCAGUCUCGUCACACCCCAUCUACCGCCAACACCACCCGAGUUCAGUCUCGUCAUACCCCAUCUAUCCCCAACACCACAGAAGUUCAGUCUUGUCAUACCCUAUCUACCCCCAACACCACCCGAGUUCAGUCUCGUCACACCCCAUCUACCGCCAACACCACCCGAGUUCAGUCUCGUCAUACCCCAUCUACCCCCAACACCACGGAAGUUCAGUCUUGUCAUACCCUAUCUACCGCCAACACCACCCGAGUUCAGUCUCGUCACUCCCUAUCUACCGCCUACACCACCCGAGUACAGUCUCCUCACACCCUAUCUACCGCCUACACCACCCGAGUACAUUCUCGUCACACCCUAUCUACCCCCAACACCAUCCGAGUUCAGUCUCGUCACACCCCAUCUACCGCCUACACCACCCGAGUACAGUCUCGUCACACCCUAUCUACCCCCAACACCAUCCGAGUACAGUCUCGUCACACCCUAUCUACCCCAAACACCACCCGAGUUCAGUCUCGUCACACCCUAUCUACCCCAAACACCUACCGAGUUCAGUCUCGUCAUACCCCAUCUACCACCUACACCACCCGAGUUCGGUCUCGUCACACCCCAUCUACCCCCAACACCACCCGAGUUCAGUCUCGUCAUACCCAAUCUACCCCCAACACCACCCGAGUUCAGUCUCGUCAUACCCCAUCUACCACCUACACCACCCGAGUUCAGUCUCAUCAUACCCCAUCUACCCCCAACACCACCCGAGUUCAGUCUCGUCAUACCCCAUCUACCCCCAACACCACCCGAGUUCAGUCUCGUCAUACCCCAUCUACCGCCUACACCACCCGAGUUCAGUCUCUUCAUACCCCAUCUACCCCCAACACCACCCGAGUUCAGUCUCGUCAUACCCCAUCUACCCCCAACACCACCCGAGUUCAGUCUCGUCAUACCCCAUCUACCGCCAACACCACCCGAGUUCAGUCUCGUCAUACCCCAUCUACCCCUAACACCACCCGAGUUCAGUCUCGUCAUACCCCAUCUACCCCGAACACCACCCGAGUUCAGUCUCGUCAUACCCCAUCUACCCCGAACACCACCCGAGUUCAGUCUUGUCAUACCCCAUCUACCCCGAACACCACCCGAGUUCAGUCUUGUCAUACCCCUUCUUCCGAGUCUGGCGUCAGCUCUGUUCUUGAUAAGGCAGGCAGGGGAUGUGACGUCGAGAGUAUAUACAGACAUGUACGGACUGAUAAACUAA
Haliotis rufescens (red abalone) is the source of this 2292-nucleotide messenger RNA. RefSeq names its product extensin-like. The transcript has 2 exons. The record is from RefSeq and is a predicted model, not a curated record. Bases 1 to 2292 code for a protein of 763 amino acids. NCBI's taxonomy places the organism in Eukaryota, Metazoa, Mollusca, Gastropoda, Lepetellida, Haliotidae.